CAUACAAGACGUUAGAGAAUUAUUUGAACCAAAUAAAGGAGACCCAGAUAGACUACCGAAUCUGUUGUCAAACUCUUGCGUUGAGAGAACAGAUUAAAAAAGACAGACGAAAAAUAGCUAGGGCUCGGGAACUACAAUGGUUUCACGUCCUGUACUUUCACACUGACAACGUCUAUGUUCACCUUUUGUUCUCAAUGCAGCUUCUUAGAAUAGCAACACAGUUAGAAGACGUUUUACCGACGAAUAUCUAUUUUGAGGUCGUGAACAGUUCUAGAGAGCAUGCAUCUGAGGCACUGAGAAUAGAUAGACUAGAAAAAGAGCACACACUGGCCACUUGGUUGUGGUGCUUAUCUUUUUUGUGGCAGGCGAGAAAAGUUAAAAUAUUACAAUACAAAAGAGCGCUCUUAGAAAAAUGUAAAGAAAAUGCGGUGAAGACGUUUAGAUCUAAAGUAAAAAUGCAGGAAACUGGCAAUUCGAUAUACGACUUAUCUCCUAUUUACUUGGCUAGUUGUUGCUACAUGCUAGGGGAUCAGGAAUACAUAUAUUGGAUAGAUAAGUGCAUUGCGGAUUCGACGUCCGUUCAGCUAGAGGACUUAGUUGAUUUACAUCCAUUGUCUCACUGCGAUUGGUACAAAAAGCUGGUACAAGAGAACUCGAGAAUCAUGAACGUCCUGGGACCCUUCCUCUUGAAAUCAGUUUAUAGAUUAGACAGCAAAACGGAAAUUUUACGCAGCAUGUAUAAGAGCCGAACUUUGACUAAUAGCUCCCUAGAAAAAUCGAUUUACACAGAGGUCAGCCCCUUUAGUGAACAACAAAGAUCUGAUAAGGAGAAUAAAUGGAUGUUGGAAACCAAGCAAAGAAUGCGUGAGAGGUUAGCACUGUAUUCAAUGCGAGAGAGGAAAGAAGUGCCCCAAGACGGGAACUGCCAAAUGAACUCGCUGUCUGACCAACUCUAUGGAACGUUUGAGUACGCUGGAUAUAUUCGGGGUCAGAUUGUAGCUUGGCUUCGCAAAAAUGCUGAAAUGGAGUUAGAAAACGGCGCAAAACUCCUUGAUUUUUGCGCCGAUCCUACCGGAUGGGAAAGCUAUUGUAAUUCGAUGGAAAAAUCAGGAACUUGGGGAGACCAUUUAACGCUUGUAGCUGCGGCCGAGGUAUUCAGUGCAGUCAUAGUCAUCAUCAGUUCAAGUAAAGACAGUUGUGAAUGUUUACAUAUUAUUUCCCCUCAAAAAAAACCAAAAAAAUUAAUACAAUUGUGUCAUUACGAAGAGUUUCACUACGGUACAAUUGAGAUUUGUCCAUGAUCACAACAAACCUGUUUCUGAAAACGAUCUUCGUCGUCCUGCCCCCAUUUAUUCUGCUUUUCUUGAUACCCAAAGAAAUACUAACAAGAGAUGCAAAAGAGUACACGACAUAAUCGUACAGGAUGAAGAAGAGAAUGCCAUCAUCUGGUCUCUUCGGAAAAAAAUCAGUACACUUCAACGAGUUAAAGGAUUUAUACAUAAUUGUUUUUUUUGAGGUUAAAAAGAAACGGUAAUGGUUGGGGGGGCAUAUCAAAUAGGGCGCAAUAUGCUGACUAUAUUUACAUUGAAAAUAAUAGACCGCGCGCCGUGCUUAACUCGCAGACUGCUCUAAUCGAACAUGGUCUCUUAUGCAAUUAAUUGCCAACAGCUGCUUUAGGAUUUGAAUGUCCACACUUACGCCCAGAAUCUCAUACAGACGUAUCUAGAACAGAGAUGAUAACGAAUCCGGGAAGAGCAAUCGCUCAACAUGAUGAAUUAGGCGUUCACAAUUGACGAAAAUCUAAAAGCAAUCAAUAAACUAGAAUUUGCAGAA
Schistocerca gregaria is the source of this 1833-nucleotide messenger RNA. RefSeq names its product OTU domain-containing protein DDB_G0284757-like. The record is from RefSeq and is a predicted model, not a curated record. NCBI's taxonomy places the organism in Eukaryota, Metazoa, Arthropoda, Insecta, Orthoptera, Acrididae. Gene Ontology annotation, biological process: protein deubiquitination. The transcript is spliced from 2 exons. Bases 195 to 1301 code for a protein of 368 amino acids. Gene Ontology annotation, molecular function: cysteine-type deubiquitinase activity.